AUUAAAUUACAUAUUCAAUCAAAACAAUCCAAAAAACUCUUCAUGACAGCUUGACCUUUUCUCUACCAAAUUUAUCCCAAAUCAACAGUGAGCAAAAUAAAGGAGGAUCAGCAAGAGCUGCAUCCCUACGAAAGUAUGGAGUCAGCUGAAUCCCGUGUGCGGGUGAAUACGGGUUCCCUUCCUGUGCCUUGUGUCCAGGAGUUGGGUAAGGAGUCGAGAAUCACUGAUCCAUCCCGACACAUACGUUGCGAGAAGGAUCAAGCGAUAGUAUCCGAAGCUGCCCAUGAUGUCCCAAUCAUCAACCUGCAAGGCUUGUUAUCUGAAGAAUCCAUGGCUUCUGAAUUGGCCAGGCUCCACUUUGCCUGCAAAGAAUGGGGUUUCUUCCAGUUGGUAAACCAUGGAGUAAAUUCUUCACUGAUGGAGAAAAUAAAGACACAAAUCCUCGACUUCUUCAACCUCCCAAUGGAAGAGAAAAAGAAGUUUCGGCAGAAACCAGGAGAUUUAGAGGGAUUUGGACAAGCUAUUGCUGAAUCGGAGGAGCAGAAGCCUGAUUGGGGUGACAUGUUCUACAUUAAGACCUUCCCAAUCCACAUAAGGAAGCCCCAUUUAUUUCCCAAGCUUCCUCUGCCAUUUAGGGAGACAUUGGAACUUUACUCAUUGGAACUGAAAAGUCUGGCCAUGUUUAUCUUGGCACAGAUGGCAAAAGCUCUAAAGAUGGAACCCGAGGAAAUGAAAGAGUUGUUCGAAGACGGAGAACAAUCAAUGAGAAUGAACUAUUACCCACGAUGUCCUCAACCGGAGCAAGUCAACGGAAUUAGCCCCCAUUCGGAUGCAGUUGGUCUGACCAUUCUCCUGCAGGUAAAUGAAGUAGAAGGUCUUCAGAUAAGGAAAGAUGGAAUGUGGGUUCCUCUUAAUCCCCUCCCAGGCGCCUUCGUCGUCAACAUUGGAGAUAUCUUAGAGAUUGUGACCAAUGGAGAAUAUCAUAGCAUUGAGCAUCGAGCAAGGGUAAAUUCUACAAAAGAACGGAUCUCCAUAGCAACCUUCCAUACUGCAAGAAUUGACGGUGAAAUAGGACCAACACCUAGCUUGGUUACUAAUCAAACACCAUUGUUGUUUAAGAGAGUGAGAGUUCGUGAUUACUACAGCGGCCUCUUUGCUCGUCAAAUUGCUGGAAAAUCUUAUCUUGAUGCCAUGCGAAUACGAAAUAUUGAAGACAAAGAUUAAUUGUUAGGUCGUGUAAGAAUGUAAACUUUUAAUUGAUCAUAUGAGGAAAAUAAUGAUACUAAAAUAAUUAAAAUGACUGAUUUCAUGCUUUA
Molecule: messenger RNA, 1316 nt
Organism: Malania oleifera
Lineage: Eukaryota; Viridiplantae; Streptophyta; Magnoliopsida; Santalales; Ximeniaceae
Product: protein SRG1-like
Exons: 4
Coding region: 136-1224 (362 amino acids)
Source: RefSeq, a predicted model, not a curated record